This is a messenger RNA of Drosophila eugracilis, 2139 nucleotides long. RefSeq names its product protein I'm not dead yet 2. The record is from RefSeq and is a predicted model, not a curated record. NCBI's taxonomy places the organism in Eukaryota, Metazoa, Arthropoda, Insecta, Diptera, Drosophilidae. Gene Ontology annotation, cellular component: membrane. The transcript has 12 exons. Bases 110 to 1780 code for a protein of 556 amino acids. Gene Ontology annotation, molecular function: citrate transmembrane transporter activity; succinate transmembrane transporter activity. Gene Ontology annotation, biological process: monoatomic anion transmembrane transport; citrate transport.
AUAGCUUUGAUUUUAAAUAUGUUAGUGAGCCAUGAAAAAAGUUAUAUUCCGCUUUAUAUCCCAAAUACAAACAAUCAAUUCUAUUCAAUCGUAUUAGAAACUAAACAAUAUGGCUGAUCCUGGAGAAAAAAUAGGAGGUGGCCAGUCAGUAAAAAGAUGUUGCAAAUUUCAUUGGAGGGGAAAGAUAUCUAUCAUUAUUCCUAUAAUAACGUUGCCAAUAUGGCUUUAUGCGCUUAAGGUGGAAAAUCGUGCAUGGUUAUGCAUGUAUUUGGUGGUCAACAUGGCACUCUUUUGGGUGACGGAGGCAAUUCCUCUUUACCUAACCUCUUUGUUACCCGUUGUUUUCUUCCCAUUGUUCGGAAUUUUGCCAUCGGACAAGGUGUGCAGUUAUUACUUCAGUGACACAGUGGUUAUGUUUCUUGGUGGCUUGCUGAUUGCCUUGGCAAUCGAAUACAGCAAUCUCCAUCAGCGGAUUGCCCUUACUGCAAUCCUUUUAGUCGGCUGCAGUCCUAGGCGAUUGCACUUCGGAUUGGUAAUGGUAACUUGCUUUAUAUCACUUUGGAUCUCGAAUUCAGCGACAACCGCGAUGAUGUGCCCGAUAGUCAAAGCCAUACUUAACGAAAUGGAAACGGAAAAAAUAUUUGCUAUAUAUAAGACACAGGAAGAAGAACCGGUAGAGGAGGGCGAUCCUCCUCAUCCAUCCACCAUAUCGAUGGCCUUCUAUUUUGGGAUUGCUUAUGCCUCGUCCAUAGGCGGCUGUGGGACCUUGAUCGGAACUGGUACAAACCUUACUUUCAAGGGUCUAUACGAUACGCGCUUUCCCAACUCGGUGGAAAAGGUUGACUUUCCCGUUUUCAUGGCAUAUGCAGCUCCGUUUGUAGUUUUCGUCCUCAUCUUUCUCAUUUUCUUCUCGCUGCAAAUUACCCACAUGGGUCUCUUCCGGCCCAAUAGUAAAGUUGGUCAAGAGGUGAAGAAGGGCGGCGAGGGUAAGGAAGUUGUCAAGGGCGUGAUUAGGCAGCGACUUAACGAUCUGGGACCAAUGUCCUGUCAUGAGAUUCAAGUGGGCUUGGUCUUUUUUUUGAUGGUUUUCUUACUGCUAACCCGAAAACCGGGUUUCUGUCCAGGCUGGGCAAAUUUUCUCAACGCGGCAGCCAUUGGCAGCGCCCCUCCAGUAUUUUUCUGCGUCAUAUUGCUUUUCGCUCUGCCCACACAGUAUGCCUUCUUUAAGUUCUGCUGCGGAAAGGCUCCAUUUCCUGGACAAACUUUGGAUGCCUGUCUCUCGUGGCUUUACUGUCACAAGUAUACGCCAUUUGGUCUCUGCUUUCUAUUAGGUGGUGGAUUUGCUUUAGCUGAGGGAAGCCGGGUCAGCGGAAUGGCCAAAAUGCUAGGCGAGUCCCUGUCAUUUGCCGCAAAAAUGCCCUCUGCCUUGGUUAUAUCUAUGUGCAUUUUAAUAUCACUAUUUUGUACAGCCUUCGCUUCUAACGUGGCCAUCUGCAAUAUUCUGAUUCCAAUAUUUUCGGAAAUGGCCAUAGCCAUUAAAGUGCAUCCUCUCAAAUUAACUUUCCCUUCUGCUUUGGCCUGUAGCUUGGCCUUUCAUCUGCCCGUGAGUACGCCACCUAAUGCCAUUAUAUCCGGCUUUACGGGCUUGAAAACCAAGUACAUGGCCGCCGCCGGCAUUUUGCCAACAUUUUGGGCAUUCUUAUGUCUGCUUUUCACCGGAACUGUGUGGACAAAGGUUAUCUACCCAGGCACCUCUAAGUUCCCCAAAUGGGCAGAGUAGAGUUAUGAAAGAAGAAAAAUUAUCUUCCAAUUAGGGUUUGAUAACAUUCCCAUUUAAACUGAAAGACCAUUAUGAAAUACUUCUUCAAACAGGUACAAAAUUUAUAGACGUAUCUACAAAAUCCAUAAACGUGUAUUAAAAAUUUCUGGUAUUAUCAGUUAUAUUAGUGUCAAAAAAAAAAACACUAAAUUAGUAGACAAGUUUAGGUUUAUAUCUUGACAAUUUUAUUAAGGACAAUGCCAAGUUUACGUAAAUUUCCAGGUGACAGCAAAUUUGUUUCGUCUUCACACCAAUCCUAUUAAAAUUUUCUUUUGAUGACCAAUAAAUACAUAACGCACAAUUUGCGGCAAUAAAAAGUA